CAAAGAAACCGGCAAAAUGAUGGGUGGCGGCGGUCCAGUUUUGGUUCUCAAGCAGAACACGAAGCGAGAAUCGGGACGGAAAGUCCAGCUCGGAAAUGUGAAAGCGGCAAAGAUGAUCUCUGAUGUGAUCCGGACAUGUCUGGGCCCUCGCUCCAUGAUGAAGAUGUUGAUGGACCCGAUGGGCGGGAUCGUCAUGACAAAUGAUGGGAACGCCAUCCUCAGAGAGAUCCAGGUCCAGCACCCGGCUGCCAAGUCCAUGAUUGAGAUCAGCCGUACACAGGACGAGGAAGUGGGCGAUGGGACAACAUCAGUCAUCAUCUUGGCUGGAGAGAUGCUGUCAGUCGCUGAACCGUUCCUGGAACAGCAGAUGCACCCCACACAGAUCAUCAGCGCCUACAGACAAGCACUGGAGGACAGCCUGGACGUACUGAGGGACCAGAUUAGUGUACCAGUUGACGUGUCCAACGAGGAUGAAAUGGUGAAGAUUAUCUGCAGUGCCCUGGGCACAAAGUUCAUCCGCAAGUGGAUGUCGCUGGCCUGCAAGAUGGCCCUGCAGUCCGUCAAGACGGUCGCGCUGGACGACCAGGGCCGACGGGAGAUCGACAUCAAGAGAUAUGCAAAGGUUGAAAAGAUCCCAGGGGGCGCCAUUGAGGACUCCCGCGUUCUGAGCGGCAUCAUGAUCAACAAGGACGUCACCCAUCCCAAGAUGCGGAGACGCAUCGAGAACCCGCGUAUCGUCCUUCUGGACUGCUCGCUCGAGUACAAGAAGGGGGAGAGUCAGACAGACAUAGAGCUGGUUAGCGAGCAGGACUUUAGCCGUAUCCUGCAGUUAGAAGAGGAGUACAUUCAGAAGAUUUGUGAAGAUAUCAUCCGGGUGAAACCCGACAUCGUGUUUACAGAGAAGGGGGUUUCAGACCUCGCUCAACAUUACCUCGUGAAGAACAACAUCACCGCCAUCCGCCGCAUCCGUAAGACGGACAACAACCGUAUUGCCAGGGCCUGUGGAGCCAACAUUCUGAACCGCACAGAUGAGCUGAGGGAAGAAGAUGUUGGAACAGGAGCUGGUCUGUUUGAGAUUAAGAAGUUUGGAGAUGAAUAUUUCACCUUCAUUACAGAGUGCAAGGAUCCAAAGGCUUGCACCAUCUUGUUGCGCGGAGCGUCGAAGGACGUGCUGAACGAGGUGGAGCGUAACCUGCAGGACGCCAUGCAGGUCGCUCGCAACGUGAUGCUGGACCCCCGCCUCGUACCAGGCGGCGGCGCGGCCGAGAUGGCCCUCGCUCACAUUCUGAAUGAGAAAGCCAAGUCCAUCCAGGGCAUCCAGCAGAAGCCGUACAUGGCAGUGGCCCAGGCCCUGGAGGUGGUGCCCAGCACACUCAUCCAGAACUGUGGAGGCAACACUAUCAGAACACUCACACAGCUCAGGGCUAAGCAUGCCACAGCAGGGAACAAGAACUGGGGGAUCAAUGGAGAGACGGGCAACAUCCAGGACAUGGAGGAACUGGGCAUCUGGGAACCUUACGCCGUCAAGGCACAGGUCUACAAAACUGCCGUCGAGACGGCGAUUUUGCUCCUUCGAAUUGACGACAUUGUCUCGGGUUCCAAAAAGCAAGCCGGUCCUGACCCGAUGAAACCAGAAUGACGACCAUCGGAGCUUUCAUAAUCUUAACGUGAAUUUGAAUUUGCACUAGGUAGUAUUGAAAAAAAUGAAUGACAUGAUUUAAAAGUGAUAGCAAAAAUGUUUUGGUGACAAAUUGACUUCUCUCAUGCCAGAUAAUUGUUGGGGUCCACAGAUUAUCUUUUUAUGUGUCACAACUAUACUGGUACUGUCUCCAAAACUUGCCAAUAUGGUAUGCAACACCAUUUAUUCUGUGUGCGUCUACUACAAGUUUUGUCUACUUAUACAUUUUGUAAGUUUGUUACACAGACUCAAAGACAUAAUGUCUACAACAUCUGCACUUUAUUAUUGAGUCAGUAGAGGUUCUUUAAAAAGAAAUCUGUUUGCAUGGUUAUUAUAUAUUGAUGUGUUUUCUGAGUGUCUUUCCUUUGAAGCAAAAGUGGUGCCAGGUGGUUGAUGUGUCACUAGUACUACAAACAUUAACCAUUGUCCAAACUGAUAUGAAAUCAUACAUGUAUUGAUGUAGAGAUUACAUUGGUGUUUGUUACCUUUGUGUUUGUUUCUGAUACAUUUUUGUACUCCAUUAUAUAUCAUCACUACUAUACAGCCAAGGGAUGGAAAAUCUCUUCCCUUGAAUGAGUGGAAAGCUUUAACUUGCAAAAUUGUAACCAGAAAUGUUAGGGAAGAAUUCCCUUGCACACCCAUCAGAGCACUGCGGUACCAAUAAA
This is a messenger RNA of Branchiostoma belcheri (Belcher's lancelet), 2343 nucleotides long. Its product is annotated as T-complex protein 1 subunit gamma-like. The transcript has 14 exons. Gene Ontology annotation, molecular function: ATP-dependent protein folding chaperone; ATP binding; ATP hydrolysis activity. Gene Ontology annotation, cellular component: chaperonin-containing T-complex. Gene Ontology annotation, biological process: protein folding. Lineage: Eukaryota; Metazoa; Chordata; Leptocardii; Amphioxiformes; Branchiostomatidae. The record is from RefSeq and is a predicted model, not a curated record. Bases 17 to 1639 code for a protein of 540 amino acids.